Molecule: messenger RNA, 1597 nt
Organism: Amyelois transitella
Lineage: Eukaryota; Metazoa; Arthropoda; Insecta; Lepidoptera; Pyralidae
Product: protein yellow-like
Exons: 8
Coding region: 145-1440 (431 amino acids)
Cellular component (GO): extracellular region
Source: RefSeq, a predicted model, not a curated record
UAGAAGUCAAUGGCCAUUUUCAUUACCUGUCCAAAGUCCAAACCUAAAGUCUAAGCAGAACAACAAAAUUAUCAUUCUAAACUGUAUAACAAAAUAAUGAAAAAAAUCUAAAUAACUAAAUCAAAAUAAAAAAAAAUACCAAAAAUGUGGAAAUUUCUGCUUACUGUUUGCUUGCUGUGGUCCAUCACCAUGGUCUCUGGUCUGAUCCCACCCAGAUUUGCGUGGAAGACCUUGGACUUCGCGUGGGAAAGCCCCGAAAAGCGAGAGGAGGCCAUAUCUUCAGGGUCUUAUAUACCAGAAAAUAACAUGCCUACAGGUAUAGCGAGGUGGAAGGAUAAACUGUUUAUCACCAUUCCUAGGUGGAAAAAAGGAGUGCCUUCUUCCCUCAACUACCUUCACAUAAAUGGCCCCCAAAACCAGACUCUGAACCCUUACCCCAACUGGGAUGAGGGCUUCGUCAAAGACGACGCCUGCUGCCUCGGCACCAAUAGCACUGUGGUUUCCACAUUCAGGGUCCAUGUGGACGAGAAAGACAGGCUGUGGGUCGUGGAUAAUGGCGUGGCUGAUAUGUCUGGCGACGUGAAGCAAAUAGCGGAGCCGGCUAUAGUCGUGUUUGACUUGAAGACUGACGCCCUGAUCAACCGCUACCCCCUGGCUCCAGAAGUUCUCAGCGAGUCUUCUGUUCUGACCAGCAUCGUGGUAGAUAUAGUACCAGCGGGCAAACCCGAAAAAGGCAAGGAAAAGGCUGAAGAUGAGACCUAUGCGUACAUUCCCGAUAUGGGCUCCAACGCCAUCAUAGUCUUCCGUCAGAGUACUGGCGAGACUUGGCGCGUGGAGAACCAUUACUUUCACUUCGACCCCCACGCUGGGGCGUAUAAAGUGGGGGGCGUGGACUUCUAUUGGCGCGAUGGAGUGUCGGCUUUAGCGCUGUUGCCGGCUAAAAAAGAUGGCCAACGAGAGUUGCUCCUGUACCCGACUUCAAGCACCAGACAGUUCAGGAUGUCCACAAAACUGUUGAGGGACAAGAAUAGUACCAAGGAACAAUUGUUCAAUGCUGUUGAGGUAAUCGGCGACCGAGGAGCCAACACGCAGUCCACGGCCUGCGACUACGAUCCCGUGAACGAAGUGUUGUUCUACACGCAGCUGAGCAAGAACGGCCUCGCUUGUUGGAACGUAAACAAGCCAUUCGACGCCGCCAACACACCGCUUCUUGUUAGCGACUGCCAGAUGCUGGAGUUCCCUAAUGAUGUUAAGGUCGACCGAGAAGGCAAUAUUUGGAUACUCAGUGACCGCCAAUCUCGGUUCCUGUACGAAUCUAUGGACUUCCAGCAAGUAAACUUUCGUAUCCUGUCCGCUCCCACCGCGACCAUGGUUCAGGGCACGGCUUGCGAGAGGAAAACCGGUCUCAUUGGCAAAAUGAAAAGGAGGAAAACGAAAUAGACGAGGGAGGUACGCCAUUAGGUGGAUCAAGAGGGCAACCUCUGGAUUGUCAGCAACCGGCAGUCCCGUUUCAUGUACAAAUCGUUGGACACCACUCAAGUCAACUUCAGAGUUCUAUCGGCUCCCACGACGCUCCUCAUUCAAGAUACAGAGUGCG